Messenger RNA from Paramecium octaurelia, 1170 nucleotides. The record is from the annotation of a GenBank genome assembly. Lineage: Eukaryota; Ciliophora; Oligohymenophorea; Peniculida; Parameciidae.
AUGAAUAGUAUUUUAAUAGGAAAUGAUGGUACCCAAUACUUAAUUAAAAAUCAACUUGGUAGUGGUUCAUUUGGUACUGUUUAUUAAGUGACAGAUCUAGCAAUGAAUAAAGAUUUUGCUUGCAAAAUAGUGAGCUAUAAAUAAUAUUUCUAGAUUUCAAAGGCCCUGCUCUAAAAAUAUAAUGCUGAAAAGAUGGUUCGACAAGAAAUUUAUAUUCAGUCAACCAUUGCCCAUAGAAAUAUUGUCAAGGUAAUUGACUCCUUCGAAGAUAAUCAUUACAUUUAUAUCAUUUCUGAAUUAUGUUCUAGAGGAACCUUGAAACAACCACAAAUUCCUUAUUAAGAGAAAGAAAUUUUCAACAUUACACAUUCAAUACUAUGUGCUCUUGAUUGUUUACACUCCAAUAAUAUAGUACAUAGAGAUUUGAAGGUAUUAUUAUGUUAAGUUAUCCCUCUAUUAUAGCUGGAAAAUAUCUUCAUUAAUGAGGAAGGAACUUACAAGUUGGGAGACUUUGGUUGGGCCACUUACAUAGACAAAAUCUAGCCAGUGAUAUGCGGCACAACUGAAUAUAUGCCUCCUGAAGUGGUACUCAAACAAAAUCAUGAUUUUAAAGUGGAUUCUUGGUCUCUAGGCGUUUUGAUAUAUGUAAUUUCUCCAAAUCAUAAUUGAAAGAUUUUAGUUCAUACCCACUACCCAUUUAGAGCAUAAUCACAAACAGAAUUGAUAUCAUAGAUUACAAAAAAUGAAGUUGUUGUAUAGAAAGGAAUCGAUGAAGACUUGUAAAUUUUAAUUUUAGCCUUAUUAACAAAAGAUCCCCAAUAAAGACCAACUAUAUAAUAACUCUUCAUGAGUAAAUGGGUUAAAAAGCAAAUGAAACUUUACAACAUUUUCAAUAAAUACGAGAAUCAGCAGUUGAAAAAUAAGACAUUAUCCAAAAACCUUGCAAUUAAAAUUAUUGAUGUUAAGUAAUAUUUCUUAAGUUAUUGAAGUGGAUCAGUGAAGAAGUGUAUGGCUGAUAGUUAGAAGAGUUCACUAACAUAGAGUACGAACACUCAAAUAAGCUCAUCCAACAAUUGUUCCCCCUUCCAAAGUAAGGUCAAUAUUGAGCAUAUUUUUACAUUUAAGGACGACGACAACAUCAUAUCUGUUCCAUAACCUAAAUUUGGUUGA